This is a messenger RNA of Fomitopsis serialis, 915 nucleotides long. RefSeq lists its product as uncharacterized. The transcript is spliced from 2 exons. Lineage: Eukaryota; Fungi; Basidiomycota; Agaricomycetes; Polyporales; Fomitopsidaceae. The record is from RefSeq and is a predicted model, not a curated record. Bases 1 to 915 code for a protein of 304 amino acids.
AUGGCAUUCUCGCGCAUCGACUCGCACCUGAUCAACAUACUGGUGCAAAAUGGCCUCCCGUCCUAUCAAAAGAUAACCCGAGGCUGCACGAGGCAAUGCCCGCAUGGAAGCGGUCUGAACCAUGUCACGGUUGUGUGUCUGGAGAGGGAGCACAUUGGAGAGCUGUUUGAUUUCGCGAGUUGCAUGAUGCAUGAGAGUAUGGGCUGUACCAUGGUACGGUGCCCGGAUUGGUGGCAGCCCUCGCUGGAGAUGCAGAGGGUCAUCCUGGACCAAGUCCACGAGUCAUACUUUGGGCUUCAGGGGCCUUUUAGGAUGGGUGGGUGGGUCUACGUGGGGGCGUUCGAGGAUUUCCACCGGAGUGAUGGGGGGGAGAAUCCCCAGUUUGUUGCGGGUGUACCACCCGGAGGAGGAGGCUCCCAGAGUGGCGGUAGUGGAGACAGUAGUCAUCGUCUUGGUACAUCCCUUACACCUCAUGUCACCUCUGUUUCUAAUGGAACUUACCAGGACAUUGAUGACCGGGUGUCCGUUCCCCUCCUGUGCAAGGUGGAUGAGACAGGACAUGAGAUGGAGAUUCCUGGUCCCGCCAAGCAGCCUCUGCUGCUGCAGAUGUUCCCGGGGCUGAGCCCAUGGAAGCCGUUGCCCCACACGGGCCUCGGGGCUGCAGGAUUUGACCUCUACGACGUCAGAGGGCAGACGUUCAUCCCGACCGCCACACUCCCAAACGAACGCCUCACCCUACACCUCCCCCUCCGCCACAUCCCCACCUUCAAGCUGACCAACGUCAGUGUUACCUUCCGCGCGAGCGACCGCGCCACGGGUGCCGUUGCUUCGGCCCCUACGUGCCCCAUGAAGCACAGCUUCACGCAGCAGCCCUACAUCUGGGCGGCAGAUUCUGCGCAAGUGCGUGGCAGCUGA